AAUAAAUCAACCCCAAUGGCAUCUCUACCAAGACCUCUAAGAAUUCAAACCAUCCGUCGAAUACCCCCAUCAAUUAGAAAAUAUACAUCCCAUCACUACCUUCCUAGAGACAUCCCCAUCGAAGAAGAAACCCUCCCCUACUACAACCCCAAGCAAUACUACCCCGUCAACAUAGGCGACAUCUACCACUCCCGAUACCAAAUCAUAGGGAAACUCGGCUACGGAAGUACUUCCACAAGCUGGGUAUGUCGGGAUCUUCGAUCCACCAACAAUAAUGAUAAAGAACUUAACAAUGAAUACAAAGUCCUCAAAAUCUCCACCUCAAUACCAACGAAGGACUCUCAUAACCGUGAGUACAGAGUGUAUGAACAUCUCGCCAACGUAGUUAACAAGGGGUCUUCACAUCCGGGGCAAUCGUUGAUUCGCGAGGUGUAUGAUUCUUUUGAAUUGCAGAAUACAGCAGUAUCCGAAGGAGAAGAAGAAGAAGGAGGAGGAGAAGGAAAAGGGAGUAGUAUACACCAAUGUCUCCUCCUCCAACCCAUGACCAUGUCCCUUCUCGACAUGCUACAACUAAAUCCUAGACCGUUCGAUCUACCCUUGCUGAAAAUGACUAUCAAGCGGAUUUUACUCGCGCUGGACUUUCUGCAUGCGGAGGCGGGGGUGAUUCAUACUGAUCUAAAACCAGACAACAUCCUCCUCACCCUCCACGACACAUCCCUCCUCCCCUCCUUCGCAGCCGCAGAAUCAACAUCCCCAAGCCCUAGGAAGAUAGUAUCUUUAACUACUGACCCACCCCCCCAACGUACCAUCUACAAAUCUCGCCCCUUCCCCCCUCCCAAAGGAAACAAGAACUACGGCCUCCCCACGCUCUGCGACUUUAGCGAAGCGCGCAUCGGCACUGUGCAGAUGAAUUCAGGACCCUUCAUCCAGCCGAGUAUUUACCGUGCGCCGGAGGUCAUCUUUGAGAUGGAUUGGGGGUGUGCUGUUGAUGUUUGGGGGGUGGCGGGUGUUAUAUGGUCCCUCUUCGAAGGCGAACACCUCUUCGGAAACGACAUAUUCGACCCUAAAACAGGCCGCCACCACGAUCCAUUCCGCCAUGUAGCGCGUAUGGUAGCGGUGAUUGGAUCACCGCCACCGGGGGAGUUUGUAUGCAGGAGUGAGACCACGGCGCAGUGUUUUGAUGAGGGGGGUAACUGGAUUGCGCACGAUGAAGCGCCUAUCCCCGGGAAUAUAUCGCUCGAAUCUUUGGAAAGGCGUUUGGCUGGUACGGAGAAAGAAGUCUUCUUGGGGUUUAUGAGGGAUAUGUUGAAGUGGAUGCCGGAGGAGAGGUGGACGGCGGGGGAGUUGUUGGGGCAUGAGUUUUUGAGGUGAUUUGUUUGUUAUUUUUUUCUUACUAUAGGUCUUGGAUGGGGAGGGGGAGUAGAUUGUAUUUAUGUUGGGGUGUUUAUGGAGUGGUUAAUGUUAUCUGAGGGGAAUGGUGAUUGUGUGUUGAUUGGUACUACUACUAGGUAG
Molecule: messenger RNA, 1512 nt
Organism: Aspergillus eucalypticola CBS 122712
Lineage: Eukaryota; Fungi; Ascomycota; Eurotiomycetes; Eurotiales; Aspergillaceae
Product: putative protein kinase
Exons: 5
Coding region: 16-1371 (451 amino acids)
Biological process (GO): protein phosphorylation
Molecular function (GO): protein kinase activity; ATP binding
Source: RefSeq, a predicted model, not a curated record